AUGGCUCCUUUACCAGCCAUUCGAUUAUUUCUUCUAGCCGUACGGCAAAUAUCAAAGCCGGUGGUGAAGGCAACUGUAAUGCGAGCACAAAACAAGGCAACAUUUACACGUGCUGUCUGUAUUGGCCUUGGACGCUUUUCAUUCGGUGUUAGUCGUGUCGUUGCGAAGUGGUCUGCAGAAGAACGUGUCAGCCGCCGACAAGGUGUGAAUGGUAACAGCAAUAGUAGUAGCAAUACAGGGAGUAGUACGGCAACUAGUGGAGAUGCAGCGACGAAGAGUAAAGACAAAGAAACGGAGAAUCUCGUCAGCGCCCCACGCUCACGUUCACUGCUUCGUGCGGCAUCGGAAGAUACUAUGCGUAGUUCCCGGCUGUUGUUUGUUCGUCGCCCAGUGGAGAGUGCCUGGCAGGCAUUCCGUACAGCCUUCUUCGCACCCUGUGAUGAGAAGGUGCUUGUAAGUACCGGGGCGGAGCUGCUUAUUGAACUGAUUGUCUAUUCAAUCCUUGUUGUGGUGCUGUAUUUUGAACUCAGUACGCAGGCCAAAGCAGCGGAGGCAAAACAUAAAUAUCUUCUUUCUCGUAUUGAAGCAUUGGAGCGAAAAGUUAAUGAACUUAUUGAGGAACAUCAUGAAGGUGAAGUGGAAACUAUUGAGGCACCUGCACCAGUUCGUGUGACUCGUCUUGAUCGACUAAGGAAAGGUUUCUCGUCUAUCCUUAGUACGAUCGCAUUAUCAUGA
Trypanosoma theileri is the source of this 735-nucleotide messenger RNA. RefSeq lists its product as uncharacterized. The record is from RefSeq and is a predicted model, not a curated record. Gene Ontology annotation, cellular component: mitochondrion. Gene Ontology annotation, biological process: regulation of lipid metabolic process. The transcript has a single exon. The coding region runs from base 1 to 735 and encodes 244 amino acids. Lineage: Eukaryota; Euglenozoa; Kinetoplastea; Trypanosomatida; Trypanosomatidae.